AGAGAGAGAGAGAGUAUAUAAGCCAGUGGGCCUUGCCUCCCUCACUAGUAGCGUGUUGGCCUCAGUGUGCGGGGACAGAAGGCAGGAACUGGACUGUGUGUGUGCGUGUGUUGACUUGUGUGCGUGUCUCAGAAAGACGAAGGAAACCCAACCUCCCUCAAGAUGGUCGGAACCAAAACCACACGUACGGUGACGGUGGAAAAGCGAGGCAUGUUUGACGACGACCCGUUCUUCAAGGAUUCCCUGGAGGAGUGGGACAAGGCUAUGAAGACCGUGGUGGACAAGUGGCCAGCUGACUCCUCCACCUCCAAGUCCACCACCACUACCACCACCACCACCUCCUCCCGUCCCGUCGAGACCAGGAACGUGUACCGCCAGAUCAGGUCCUCCAACGUGACCUCUGAUGACUCCCAGGCCGUGUCGUGCACCGAGGAGAAUGAUAAGUAUAAGAUGAUGAUCGACGUGAAGGAUUACAAGCCCGGGGACAUCACUGUGAAGACUGUGGAUGACACGGUGGUGGUGGAGGGCAAGAUUGAGCAGAAGGAAGGCAACUCCAUCAAGACCCAAGUUUUCACCCGCCGCUUCAUGCUGCCGCCCACCGUCAACCUCAACGGUGUCACCUCGGCCCUCUCCCGCGAUGGCGUCCUCACUAUCAGCGCCCCCAAGCUGGCCGCCCACGUGACCAGCGGGCGCCCCACGUCGCGCUCCGUGGAGUUCCGCAGCGUGACGCCCUCCAGCAGGCUGCGGCCCAGCCUGGGCUCCAUGCCCGCCGCUGGCAAGCCCAGCGUGCCCAACGGGCCGGACCGUCGCUACCUGGCGCACACGCCGCUGGGUGACGACGGCCACCACAUCGUGACCACUGUGGUGAACGACGGCAAGCGGCCACUGGUCCUCCUUCAACGAGAUGGUGGAGAAGUCCCAGCGCGAGAUGGAGGAGAUGAUGCGCCGCCACUCCCUGCAGUCCUCGUCCCGCGAGCUGGAGGUGUCCGCACCCUCCACCGCCCUGUCCCGCGUGCCUGCCGGCGUCAGCACCACCAGGGACGUGUCCGUGGCGGGCAACAACGUGACGCAGCGCGAGGAGAAGCGGUGGGAGGACAACCCCGCCCCAGGCCUGCACCGCACCAACCGUGUGCUCAACGAGAAGACCGAGCUGAAGGGCGCCGACGGCUCCGUGGUGGGCAACAAGAAGCGCAGCGAGCAGGAGAGCCACGCCGAGGGCUCCCGCGAGGAGUUGCUGCCCGACGGCUCCAAGAAAACCACCUUCACCAAGAGCUACGAGACCAGGAAGGUAUACAGCUACAACAGCAGCGACCCAAAGGCCUUGUGAGCCCAAGGUCCCUAUUUAUUGUGCCCCGCCGCUGUGCCCUGACGCCCCUGUGUGCUAUCCACGCCUCCACCUCGCCCUGCCCUCACCCCAACCCAUCCCAACCCACUUCACCAUGCCUCGGACCUAAACUCCUCCUUCAGUGAAUGCAUAAUAUCUCUCUCUCUCUCUCUCUCUCUCUCUCUCUCUCUCUCUCUCUCUCUCUCUCUCUCUCUCUCUCUCUCCGCCCGGUGAACCCAUUGGUCUUCAGCGAACCCUCAGAGCGGCACACACUUAUAUAUCACAACAAAAUCGACAACAACAACAACAACAACAAUAAGCAUACAAGCAUCAAAACAAAAUUCUCCAUUAACCUCCUACAAAAACAAAAAAAGAAAAAAAUGGUAAUAAUUAUUCAUGUAUAUUAUUGAAAAAAAGGGAAAAUUCUAUAUGAUAUUUUUUAUAAAAAAUAAAAUACGACCCACACCAACUAUA
Molecule: messenger RNA, 1798 nt
Organism: Scylla paramamosain (green mud crab)
Lineage: Eukaryota; Metazoa; Arthropoda; Malacostraca; Decapoda; Portunidae
Exons: 4
Coding region: 163-1470 (435 amino acids)
Biological process (GO): response to heat; protein refolding
Cellular component (GO): nucleus; cytoplasm
Source: RefSeq, a predicted model, not a curated record